Molecule: messenger RNA, 17205 nt
Organism: Fonticula alba
Lineage: Eukaryota; Rotosphaerida; Fonticulaceae
Exons: 1
Coding region: 1-17205 (5734 amino acids)
Biological process (GO): ribosomal large subunit assembly; rRNA processing
Cellular component (GO): preribosome, large subunit precursor; nucleus
Molecular function (GO): ATP binding; ATP hydrolysis activity
Source: RefSeq, a predicted model, not a curated record
AUGAACCCGGCCACGGAUGUCGGCAAGCGGGAUCUGCCGCCGGGGGUCCGGUCGCGCAUGACCGAGCUCUACAUCGGGGAGCUGGAGGACCCGGAGGAUCUGGCCUCCCUGGUCCGGGCGUACCUGCAGCCGGCGGCCGCGGCCCCCGGCGAGGGGGCCAUCGUUCGGCUGCUGGUUGAGUGGUUCCUCGGGGUCAAGCGCCUGGCGGCCGGCGGUCAGCUGGCCGACGGCGAGGGCCAGCGUCCGCACUACUCCCUCCGGACAUUGACCCGGGCCUUGGGCUACACGGCGCUGGUGGCGCCGACCUACGGCCUGCGUCGGUCUCUCUAUGAGGGGCUGAGCAUGUCCUUCUUGACGCAGCUGGCGCCCACCUCGCGAAGCAUGUUGCACCGGCAGAUCACCGACCUGGCGGCCGGCAAUGCGGCCAACCUGGAUGCCAUGCUGCGCCGGGCUCCUGGGGUUCCGUCGGGCGGGGCUCCCGGGGAUUUCGAGCUGGUGUCCGGGUUUUGGAUCCGCUGUGGGGCCCAUCCUCGUGGGGAUCCCGGCCACCGGUAUGUCCUGACGUCCAGUGUUCAGACCAAUCUCCGGUCCUUGGCGCGUGUGGUUGUGGCCAACACCUAUCCGGUGCUGAUCCAGGGCCCCACGUCGGCCGGUAAGACCAGUAUGGUGGAGUACCUGGCCGCGCGGACGGGGCACCGGUUUGUGCGCAUCAACAACCAUGAGCACACCGAUUUGCAGGAGUACCUCGGGUCGUAUGUGGCCGAUGACCAGGGGCGCCUGGCCUUCCGUGAGGGUGUCCUGGUGGAGGCCCUGCGCCAUGGGCAUUGGAUUGUGCUGGACGAGUUGAACCUGGCCCCGACCGAUGUGCUGGAGGCUCUGAACCGUCUGCUGGAUGACAAUCGCGAGCUCUACCUGCCGGAGACGCAGGAAACCGUGCGCCCGCAUCCGGACUUCAUGCUCUUCGCCACGCAGAACCCCCCGCGGUUGUAUGGCGGUCGGAAGGUCCUGUCACGGGCCUUCCGCAAUCGGUUCCUGGAGAUCCACUUCGAUGACAUCCCGGUUGGCGAACUCCAGGAGAUCGUGGAAAACCGCUGUGCCAUGCCGCCCUCGCGUGCCGAGCGCCUGGUGGCCGUGUACCGCGACCUGCAGGAGCGCCGGCAGGCCACCAAUGUCUUUGCCGGUCGUGAUGGGUACAUCACCCUGCGUGAUCUCUUCCGCUGGGGCGGGCGCUUUGCCCAGUAUACCGGGACCGAUGAUCGGCGCCUGGCCGAGGACGGGUACAUGCUGCUGGCGGAGCGCGUGCGCAGCGUCGAGGAGCGUGAGACCGUGCGAGCGGUGGUGGAGAAGCAUGUCCGCGCGCCGGUCGACCUGGCGACGCUCUAUUCGCUGGAGUCGGCCCAGGCCGAGUUCGAUGCGCUGUUUGCGGCGUCGGCCGGCGAGGCGGGCCUGGCCGCCGGUGCUGUGGCCCCGCGUCUGGCCGACUUGUCCCGGUCGGCUGGCGGGUCUUCCGGCGGGGUGGUCUGGACGGCGGCCAUGUGCCGGCUGUUUGUGCUGACUGCCCGUGCGGCUCGUCACCAGGAGCCCGUGCUCCUGGUGGGCGACACUGGCUGUGGCAAGACCACCAUUGUGGAGCUCCUGGCCCGGGCCAUGGGCCAGCAUCUGGAGACGCUCAAUUGCCACGAGCACACCGAGACCGCGGACUUCAUUGGUGGCCUGCGCCCGGUGCGUGACCGGGACCAGGCCCGUCGGGAUUUGGUGGCCCUGCUCCGUGGGGCGGAGUUUGCGGUGGCCGCGGCGGCGACCGAGCGCGCCGCUCUGGCCGAGCUGACCGCGGCUGCACUGGCCGCCGCGGCCGAGGAGGCCUCCGCUGUGGCCGCGGCUGCGGCUGCGGCUGCGGCUGCCGCCGAGACCGCCGGCGCCGAAGAGGGCGCCAGCGCCGAGGAUGUCGCCCAGAUGGACAUCGAGCAGGACAAGCAAUCGGCCUCCGACGACAUGGCCGUCGCUGGUGCCGAGUCGCCGGCCAUUGUCCUGAGCCAGGAGGUCCUGGCGCAGCUGGAGGCCGAGGCACGGCAGGCCGGUCUGGCGGCCGGCCAGCUGGCGGCCGAUGCCCUGAGCUCGGACCUCGGGGCUGGUGCUGCGUUUGCGCGGUUGCAGGCUUUGCUGGCUGGCGCGCCGGAGCUCGGCAGCCACUCGGCCCCGGCCGAGGAGCUGCUCCAGCGCGGUCGCUUCCACCUGGCCCAGGCGUCGGCUCUCUUUGCCUGGUACGAUGGUGCCCUGGUGAAGUCCAUGCGCGCUGGCCAUGUGUUCCUGAUGGAUGAGAUUUCUCUGGCCGAUGAUUCGGUCCUGGAGCGGAUCAACUCCGUCCUGGAGCCCGGCCGGACGCUGGUGAUCGCCGAGAAGCCGGCCGGCUCGGCCGAUGGCGAUGCCACGGUGGAGCAGGCCCUCGCGAUGGCGGCGGCCGCGGCCAAGACCAUGGCCACCGGUGGCCCGGUGGACAUCGCCGCCGAGACCCUGGUGGCCACCCGGCGCUUCAGCUUCAUGGCCACCAUGAACCCGGGUGGCGACCAUGGCAAGAAGGAACUGUCGCCGGCCCUGCGCAAUCGCUUCACCGAGGUGUGGGUGCCGGCGGUGACGGAUCCGGCGGACCUGCGCAUGAUCGCGGCGGACCGCCUGCCGGCCGAGCUGGCCCCCUUCGCCGGGCCGAUGGUGGCCUUUUGCGAGUGGUUCCGCGGGCACCGGCAGUUGAUGGCCCAUCGGGCGGUGUCGCUGCGUGACCUGCUCGCGUGGGCCGGGUUCCUGUGCCAUUGCACCCAGGCGCUGGGGCUGCCGGCGGCCGUGGGCUUUGUCCAGGGCUGUCAGCUGGUCUUCCUGGAUGCCCUGUCGCCGGAUGCCGUGGCCGAGGCUCAUCGGUUCCUCCUGCCGCUGAUGCAGGAGGCCGACCUGCUGCCGGUGGCCCUUUCCACGGCCGACGGUCGGGAGGUCACCUCGGCGGCCGAGGUGUACGGGUGCUUGGCUGCGGCUCAGGCCGGGCCGGCCGGCAUCGGCCUCAGCCCGGAUGCCAAGCGCUAUGGCGCCGAGCCCUUCUGGAUCCCGGUGGGCCCGGUGGCCCCGCUGGCCGUGGGCCCGACCCAUGGGGCGGCUAGCCCGCCGGACAUGGAUGCCCAUCGCCGACGCCAGCAGCUGUCGCUGGAUGUGCCCACCACGCGGUCCAACCUGCUGCGUCUCCUUCGUGCCCUGCAGCUGGCCAAGCCCAUCCUGCUGGAGGGGCCGCCCGGGGUCGGCAAGACGACCCUGGUCCAGGCGCUGGCCGAGGAGUCCGGCCACCCGCUGCUCCGGAUUAACCUCAGCGAGCAGACCGACUUGGCGGAUCUCUUCGGGUCGGAUUUGCCGGUGGAAUCGGACGCCGACCUCGGGGCCGAGGGGGGCGGCUCCUCUUGCGCCAAUGGCGGCGGUCGGACCGACGCGGCCGAUGUCCGCUUUGCCUGGCGCGAUGGGCCGCUCCUGGCGGCCAUCAAGGCCGGCCAGUGGGUUCUCCUGGACGAGCUGAACCUGGCCUCGCAGUCGGUGCUCGAGGGGCUGAAUGCCUGUCUCGACCACCGGGGGGAGAUCUUCCUGCCGGAGUUGAACCGGUCGUUCGCCAUUUCGCGCGACUCGCGCAUCUUUGCCGCUCAGAAUCCCGUGCGUCAGGGCGGCGGCCGGAAGGGCCUCCCCCGGUCCUUCCUCAACCGCUUCACCGAGGUCCAUGUGGAGGCCUUCACCGAUGCCGACCUGCUGGCCGUGUGUGCGGCCCUCUAUCCGGAUGUCGGGGAGCCCCUGCGCCGGCGCAUGGUCCGGUUCAAUGCCCGCGUCCAUGAGCUGGUGGCCCCUCAGGGUCCCUUCGCUCGGGCCGGCGCCCCGUGGGAGGUGAACCUGCGUGAUGUGCUCCGGUGGUUGAGUUUGGUCCGCGCGGCUGGGGCCGAUCGGGGCGCCGAUCCGGCCGACUUCGUGGACAUGCUGUACUUGCAGCGGCUGCGCACGGCCGAGGACCGGCUGGUCAUUGCCCGGGCCUUUGCCGAGGUGUUCUACCCGGCGGACCUGGCCGCCGGCCGGGCCGUGGUCCAGUGGCUGAUGGGCCGGCGGCCGCGCGUGGAUGUGUCCGCCCGGCAGGUGACCGUCGGUCGGGCGGCCAUCGCGCGCGAUGUCCUCAAUGCCCAUGGCGGGGCCCGGGCCAAUGCCCUGGGUCUCGCCGGGCCGGGGACCAGCGGCGAUGGGGCUCCCCUGCUGUUGGGCCGCCAUGCGCGCGCCCUCGAGUCCAUGCUCUUCUCCCUGGACAUGGGGUGGAUGGUGCUGCUGACCGGGCCCACUGCCUCCGGCAAGACGUGGCUGGUCCGGUCGGCCGCGGCCCUGGCCAAUCGCCGGCUGUUCGAAUUUUCGAUGACCAGCAGCGUGGACACCACCGAGCUGCUGGGUGGCUUCGAGCAGGUGGACCUGGAGCGCGAGCGCCAGGCCGUGGCCGGGGACCUCCGGGUCCUGGUCCAGGCGGCGGCCGAGCACUUCCUGCUGCGUGGCGAUGCGGCCCCCGUGGUGCGGGCUCUGCUCCAGGGCCAUGCGGCCUACCUGGCGGCCGGCCGGCCGGACCAGGCGGCCGUCGACCUGCUCGGGUCCUUUGCCGAGCUGGCCGAGGGGUUGCUGGUUGCCCCGGCGUCGGAUGCCGUGCUGGCCGGGUUCCUGGCCACCGCGCGUCAGCUUCUGGCCCGGCUGGCCACGGUCCAGCGCCUGUCUCAGGUGUCUUUGACCGGGCGCUUUGAGUGGGUGGAUGGCGUGCUCCUGCGGGCCAUCGAGCAUGGCGGGUGGGUUCUCAUUGACAAUGUGAACUUCUGCUCGGCCUCGGUGCUGGAUCGGCUGAAUCCGCUGCUGGAGCCGGGCGGUGUCAUGGCCGUCACCGAGCAUGGUGUGGUCGAUGGCGGGGUGCGGACCAUCCGCCCGCACCCGGACUUCCGCCUGAUCCUGGCCAUGGACCCGCGACAUGGGGAAAUCUCGCGCGCCAUGCGCAACCGCGGUGUGGAGAUUGCCCUGCUGGAUGAUGACAAUGACCUGCUGGAGUUGACCCUGGCCGGGGAGAGCAUUGUGACGGGGGCCUCCCCCGAGGCCGAGUGUGCUUCGGCCAUCGGCGGGGCGGGCACCCUGCCGGCCGGUGGGGCUGCCCUGCGCCAUGGCGCCGGGGGCAUUGCCUCGGCCCCGGCGCUGGCCCUCCAGCGGGAGGAUUGCCUGCGUGUGGUGGCGGCCGGCGGCGUGGCCGACCCGUGCCUGGCCGGGGCCCUGGUGGACUUCCACCGCCGGGCCCGGGCGGCGAUCCUCGAGUCCGGGCGCUAUGGCCGGGCCGCUUGGCCGAACCUGCGUGAUCUCGGCACCCUGGCUCGCUUUGCGCGUGCCCUGUUGCUGCGUGGGUGGCCGGCACCGCGGGCCGCGCGUGCCGGGCUGGCCCUCGUGUAUGGUCGCUUCGGUCGGGCCCUGCUGACGGAUGCCGAGUCUUCGCUGCUGGCCGCGCUCGGGGCGACGGCGGCUACGGCGGCCGGUGCCCUGCCGCCGCCGGUGGCGGCUCCGCUGGGGGCUCUGGCCCGGCUCCAGGCUUCGGCCCAGCCGAGCUUGGCCCUGCUCCGGGAUGAUGCGCUCCUGGGCGGGUUUGUCCGGCUGGCGCACCAGGUCCUGGCCUUCGCCGGCCGGGCGGCUCCCCUGUCGGAGGGGGCGGUCGAGGCGGACCUGCUGCCGCUGCUGCGGCGCUUCCUGCGGGAGGUGUCGCCGGCUGCCUGGGCCCUGGCCGGGCGGUGGCUGGAGCUCCUCCGCGGGCGCCUUGCCCAGCUGGCCGAUGUCGACACCCGGUGCGCCGAGGUGGAUGUGGCACUGGCCGGCGCGGCGGCGGCCCUGCGCCUGCGCCAGCAGGUGUGCAUGAGCCUGCCCCCGGGGCAGCGCCAAUCCGGCGCCCCGAUCGAUCUGGCCUGCUUCCCGGAGGCCAGCUUUGCCAGUGUGGCCGCGGCGUCGGCCCUGGGCCGGGGCGACGAGCAGGCCGACGAGCAGGCGGCCCUGGCCUUGGCGGCCCUGACCACGACGGCCGCCGGGCCCGGGGAGGAGGCCCUCCGCCGGCAGGUGGCCGGUGGCCUGGCCCUGACCCCGGUGCUGGCCGGCCAGCUGUCGGCCCUCGAUGAGUUUGCCCUGCUGGGCGAGCGCAUCGCGGCGCAGGUGGCCGCCGUGGCCGCCACCGGCCCCGGGGCCCGGUCCUCGGCGCUGCAAGUGUCGGCGGCCCUGUUCCAUGCGCAGAUUGACCGGGCCACGGCGUCGGCCCUGCUCCGGCCGAGCGUCGUCACCAUGGCCGGCGGCGAGGCCGCCGGGUCCGGCGACUCGCAGCCGUCGACCGGCUGCUCGGCGGCCGCCCUCUCGGUCCCGAGCUUGGCCUGUCUCUUCCCCCUGGUGUCCGGGGUGAUGGAGUGGCUGCUGCGCACGGCGGUGGCCAGUGGCGACUUGUCGCCGCUGACCGGCGAGCCGGCCGACGUGCCGGACUCGGCCCGGGCUUCCAUGCGCCUGCUGUCGGGCGCCGUGCGGCCGGUCCUCUCCGGGGCCGGCUGGUCGUGGACCGUCUUCGCGGACUUCGCGCGCUUCCUGCUGGACUCGCGCUGCUCCGGCGGCGUGUCGCUGGAGGCGCUGGUGUUCCUGCUGCGGCCGCUGCGGCCGGCGGUGGAGCAUCUGCUCUCGGCCCAGGGGGGGGCCUUGCCGACCGGGGCGGACCCGGCGGCCGGUGCCAUGCGCCAGCAGGCCACCGCCGCCCUGGGCCAGCUGCUGGAAACCGUGCCGGUCUUCGCCCUGGAGUGCUGGGGCCCGCUCUACCGGGAGGGCCUGCGCCCGGCGACCUUCGCCGAUGUCGGGCUCGCGCGGCUGGCCGACCGGCUGGCCCUCGCGGCCAGCCGGCUGGACAUCUUCAGUGGCCGGUCGGUCGGGUCGCACAUGGGUGCCCAGGCGGCGGCGGCCGCCGGGCCGGGCCUGGCCCUGGACCAAAACACCCCCUGGUGGUUUGCCUUCCUGCGCGUGCACCGCCAUGUGGAUGCCCUGCUGAGGCUGGAUGCCUUGGAUGCGGCCAGUGCCGAUCCGGCCGACAUGGCCCCGAUGGCGGUGGAGGACCAGCCCCCGGCCCCCGGGCCCGGGGCCCGGUCCGGCGACCACAGCGACGGCGAUGACAAUGCCUUCCGGCCGGAUGCCUUCCGGGCAUCGCUUGUCCUGUCGGAGGCGGACUCGCGCAUUCGCCGGGCUCGCCGGGUGUCUGCCACCCAGCGGUCGGCCUGGCUGCGGGACCUGUAUGCCGAUGUGUCGGAGGGCCUGGCCACGGUGCUCAUCCUCAAUGGGCAGCCGCUGGCCGGGCCGGCGGCCUCCCUGGCCGACGCCAUGGUCACCCUGGCCGACUCGGUGGACGAGCGCCUGGCUCGGCUGCAUGCGGCUCCGGCCGAGCUGGCCGGGCGUCUGCGCACCCGGCACCUGCUGUCCUCGGCGGAAUUGCUGCCGGACUCGGUGGACACCGAGGUGGUGGAGGCCAUGCUCUCCGAGAGCCCGGUCUACCUGCCGAAGGAUGCCCUCGAUGCCCGGGUGCAGCUGCCAUUCAUGCCGCUGUCGGAUGUCGGCCUGCUGACUUGCGAGUUGGCCAUCGUGUCGCUGGGCUUCCGGCUGGCCGGCGACCUGGCCCUGCUGCCGGGGCUCGAUUCGGAGGCCGCUGCCCUUGAGCUCCGCGCCCUGGAGGCCCGGCGCCUGGCCCUGGUGGAGGUGGUCGGCCGGCUUCGCGGGCUGGAGGCCGCGGCCGGCGGGUCUACCGGGUCCUCCCGGUCGCCGGCUGAUGCGGUCACUUCGCAGCGUUUCCUCUGGCUGCUGGAUUUGGCCCCGCUGGCCGGCGAGGGGGGUGCCCCGCUGGCGGCUGGCCGGUCGCGCGCGGCACACCUGCUGUCCGAGCUGCUGGGCCUGCUGCCGAGCCUGCUGGCUGGCUGGGCCUCGCGGGCGUAUGCCAGCGCCGGGUCGCUCGGCCUGCCGCGGGACCUGUCCUCGGUGGCCGGCCCCGAUGGCCUGGGGCCCCUGCUGCUGGAGGGCGGAAGCACUUUGGGCUCCGGCUCCGGCCCCGGCUCCGGGGCAAUGGACCUGGCGGAUGACAGUGACCAGCGUGCGGCGGCGGCCCUGGAGGCCAUGGCCGCCACGGCCGGCUCGAUGGCCGGGCAAACCGGCCUGCUUGGUCAGUCGCACGGCCUGGCCGCGCUGCUGAGCUCGGCCUCCACCACGGCCGCCCUGUCCAUCAAUGCCUCGCUCGAGGACACCGGCAUCCAUGAGGCCCCCUCGCGGGUGGCCCAGCUGGCCCGCCUGCGGGAGUUCUUCGCCCGGCAGCGGCCCCCCACGGCCGGGCAGGUGCAGCAGGUGGUUGUUGCCCUGCUGGCCGGGCUGGUGCGCCUGGCCCGGGUCCUCAGUGACCGGCACCAUGCGGCCACCGGGACCCGGCCCGGGGCCGGGGCCGGUGCCUUCGAUCCGGCCCGCCUGGAUGCCCUGGACGCGGCGCUGGCCGAGGCGGCAGCCCGGCCGCUGGCCCCGACGGACUCGGUUGAUGCCGGGGCCACGGCCACGGCCAUUGCCCUGGCCGAGGCGGUGCGGCUGAUGGCCGCCGGGCUGGUGGACGCCGGGUCGGCCCUGGCCCGGUCGUAUGUCCUGCCGUUGGCGGUGGACCCGGCCAGCGCCUCGGAGCUGGCCCUGGCCCGGGCGUCGGACGCCCUGGCCGGGGUCCAGGCCGCCGACCGGGUCCGGCAGUCCUUCGAUGCCGGGCUGUCGGGCAGUUCGCCGGAACUCCCGAGCCCGGCUGGCCGGCUGGCCGCUCGAGCGGCUCGGCUGCUCGGGGCCGAGAUCGCCCGGCUGGAGCGCCUGCGCGUGGUGCGCCCCGGCCGGUCGCAAGUGGCUGCCCUCACGGCCGAGACCGAUCGCCUGGCCGGUGCGCUGGACCAGGCGCUGGCCUGUGUGGCCGGCGGGUCCGGCGAUCCGGCCACCGCUCGGCGCCUGGCCGCCAAUUUGGUGGUCUUCGCCGGGCGCCUGGGCUCGCGCUUUGCCGGCUACCGGGACCUGGUGGAGCCGAUCAUGGCCGGUGCCCUGUUGGCGGCUCAUGGCCUGGUGGCCGGGAACUUUGCCCGGGCUCUGGCGGCCCCGCGUGCCAUCGGGCGCUUUGGCGCCUCGCGGUGGCUCCUCUCGCUGCCGGCCAUGCCGGCGGCGUCGACCAAUGCCGUGCGGCUGCUGCUGCUGCUGGAUGCCGACCUGUCGGAGGCCGGCGUGGCGGCGGUCUCGGCCGCGGAGCUGGCCCGCCGUGCCCAGGCGGUCUUCUCCCGGGCCGGGUCGCGCUCCGGCACGCCGCAGCACAAGCGCAUCGCCGAUCGGGCGGUGGUCCUGCUGCAGCGCCUGUACACGGACAUCGUGGAUGCCGGGCUGCUGCUGACGCCGGAGCGCUUCGCCACCCUCGAGGCCCUGCUCGACGUGCUGGCCGGGUGCUGGAAUGCCGAGGAGCAGCGCCGCCUGGAGCAGGAGGCCCUCGACGCGGCGGCCUUCCGCUACCGCGCGCAGGACCACCAGUACGCCACGGACGCCGAGGAGGAGGCGGCCCACCUGCACCGGCACUUCCCCUCCUUCUCGGCCGAUGUGGCCGACAUGAUGGCCGGCCUGGCCGGGGCGGAUGAGUAUGCGGCGGCCGCGGUGGCCGCUGGCGCCGCUGCCGGCGCCGCUGCCGACUCCGCCGCCCCGGCCAAGGCCACGGCCCCGGGCCGGGGGGUGACCUUCGCCCUGACCGUGCAGCAGCAGCGCCUCAUCCGGGCCAUCUACAGCGCGGUGUUCGGCUUCGCGGCCACCGGGCUGCCGGCCACCGGGGCGGUUCUCCAGCAGGGAGCCGCGGCGGCGGCCGAGCGCGGCGUCGCCCUGCGCGCCUCGUACGACCUGGCCCGCACCGUGCUGCUGGAAGACUCGCUGGCUUCGGCCGACCGGACGGCCAUGGCCGACCCCGGGGCCGAGGAUGGGGCCUUUGCCGCGGCCCUGCCGCGUGACCUGGACGCCCUGGCUCGGCCGGCCCACCUGCUGGUGGCCGCCGAGCAUCUGGCCCAGCUGGAAAGCAGUCGCAGUGUCAACACCCCGGCCUUCCGCACGCUCGAUGGGCGCCUGGUCCAGCGGGAGCAGCGCCGUGGCGGGGCCUCCCGCCGGGCGCGGUCGCGCUAUGACCUCCUGCUGAAGGCGGCCUCCAAGGCGGCCGGCACCAGCAGCCCCGACUCGGGCCCCCUCAUCAAGGACACCAGCCUGUCGGGCGAGGAGGCCGCGGAGUUCGAGCAUCUGGCGGAUUUGCUGAUCACCGGGCGGACGUCGCCCACCGGGGCCGGCGUGCCGCCGGCCCUGCGCCUGUUGGCGUACUACGACCCGGCCGGCGUGGCGGCCUCGGCCGCGGCCAGUGCCGAUCAGGCAGCCGCCGGCGUGGCCCCGAGCGCCACGCUCUCGCACACGGCCCUGGAGGUGGCGGACUCGCUGCAAUGGCGCCCGCUCCUGCCGCAGGUCACCUGUGCCAGCCAGUUUGGCGGGUACUACGACUUCUACCAUGACGCCAAUGUGUCGGAGACGCGCCGGGCCUUCCGCGGGCUGUCGCAGCUGCGCGCCCGGCUGGCCUUCCUGCUGAGCCUCUGGCCCGGGGACCAGGAGCUGGCCGAGGUGGAUGCGGCGGCCGAGCGCGUCCUGCGCCUGCCGAUUGCGGCCCCCCUGGCCCGGGUUCUUGCCGGGCUGGAGUUCGUCCUCGAGCGUGCCGAGCCCUGGGAGCGGCGCAACCUGCGCGGGCGCUUCGCCAUCGGCGACACCUACCGGGCGCUGGUGAAGCUGGUGGUCCGCUGGCGCCAGCUGGAGAUCACCUGCUGGCCGCACCUGUUCGCCGCACGGGAGGUCAUCCAUGCCGAUGACCUGAGCCGCAUGUGGUUCCACCUGAACAACUUGCUGCUGGCCACGCCGGUGGAGGUGGCGGACUUCGAUGCCGGCCGGGUGGGGUGGCUGAAUCUGGCCGGGCCCCUGGCCGAGCGGCUGCAAGCCAUCAAGGAGUUCCUGGCCCUCUGCCGAAUGGGCCAAUUCGAGGCGCGCCUGCGUCUGUUGGCCUCCUUCGCCGGGCAUCUGCAAUACUCGGUGGGCUUGGCUCCGGGCAUGGAGGGAGCCCCGGCCCCGGGGCUGCGGCGCUUCCGCCAGCGCUUGCUGGCCCGCCUGCACAAUGUGCUGGGCUUCUUCGGCCGGUAUCGUGCGGUGGUGCGCGAGGAGCUGGCCCGCGAGCGGGCUGCCCUGGAGGGCCGCGUGCGCGAGGUGGUCAAGCUGGCCCGCUGGCACCAUGCGGAGGAUGUGUCACUCCUGCGCGAGGCCGCCCGCAAGAACCACGCGGUGCUGGCCAAGAUGGUCCGCCAGUUUGGUGCCCUGCUGGAUCGCCCGGUGCGCGAGCACUUCGAGAAGGCCGACGCCGAGCUGCUGACCUCCAGCUCGCGGGCCCGGUCGGCGGCCGCCGGGCUGGUGGCCGCCCGGGCGGCCCGGGCCGAAAAGGCCGCGGCUCGGGCCCAGGCCCGUCUGGCCCGGCGCGCGGUUCGGGCAUUGCAAAUCCGCUCGCGCGAUGCCGCUCGCGAUGUCACUCGGCUGACGGCCGCGGCCCGGGCCUCGCCGGAGGAUGAGCUCCUGCAAGCCGAGCAGGCGGCCGCGGUGGCCCUGUCCAAGCAGGCGGCCGCGGACCUGGACCGCGGUCGCGCCUGCCCGACCACGGCCACGACCCUGGCCACGGAGCUGGGCCUGCCCCUGGCCCCGGCCACCGGCGAGCCGUCCUCCCACCAGUCGGAGGAUGUGGAAGACGCCGCGGUCCUUGCCCUGCCGGCCACCUUGGCCGACAUUUCGGCCGAUCUCCAUGUCCGGCUGUGGGCCGCGGUGGCCGGGGCCCUGGCGCCGGCGCUGCCGGCCUCCGGGGCCGGGGCCGAUCGCCGUGCCCAGCUGGCCGACCCGCCGGCCACUCGGCGCCUGGCCAUGCACCUGCUGACGCUGGAUUCCCUGGCGGCCGGGGCCCUGGACCGGGCGCUGGUCCUGCAACGCGAGUCGGACUCCCGGUCGAAUGUCGCCGAGCACCAUGGGCUCUUCCGCCAGCUGAAGCGCUCCAAGCAGCUGGGCCUGAUUGAGCUGCUCCGGUCGCUGCGCACGCUCGGGGUCCUGCCCCUCGGGGCUGACCGUCGGGCGGAGCAGGCGGCCGAGGGCUUCCUCUUCCGCCAGCCGGUCCCCAUGCUGGACCAGCUGCUGGAGGGCGGCCUCGAUGCCGGGGCCUCCGGCACGGUCGGUGCCCCGGAGGACGGCCACACCGGCGGCCUGCUUUCAUGGACGGCGCAGGACGCCGCCGAGGCCCUGGCCCCGGGGGCCGGGGCUGCCCUCGGUGUCCUGGCCCGGCUCUGGCAGGAUGCCGUGGUGUACUACUUCCGCGGUGCGUCCGGCGUGAUUGCCGUCCGCCGGGCGGCCCAGGCCCCGUGCGAGGAAAUGCGCACUCGGGCCGGGCGCCUGCUGGCCCUGACCGAGGCGCUGUUGCGCCUGGCCACCGAGCAGCGCGCGGCGCUGGCCGCGGCGCAGCCCACCCUGCGUGGUCUGCUUGACUUGUGGCACAAUUUGACCGGGCUGCUUCCGGUUGCCGCCUCGGCCGCCGAGCAGCAGUCCGCCACCGGUGCCAUGCCGGCCGAGUGCCUGGCCGCGGCGGUUCCCCACCCGGUGGCCGCCGCCCGGGCCCAGGCGGCCAAGCACCAGCUUGACCGUGCCGGCCGCACGCUCUCCGAGUGGCAGCGCUUCCUGGCGGAGCUGCGCACGGUCGGCGGCCCGGCCGAGGUGGCGCCGCCGGCUCUGGAGGCCGCGGCCACCCGGGACACCGGGCGCUUUGCGCCGCUGCUGGCCGCCGGCGCCGGCCUGGCCGACCUGUGCCUGGCCGACCGGGUCGCGGCCCUGGCCACCCGCGUGGCCGAGCAGCAGGCCGCCCUGAACCAGCUUUGCCGGGACUUCGGCCUGACGGCCCAUGCCACUGCCGAGUCCCUGCACUCGGCGGGGCUGGUGUCCGGCGUGCGCCUGUCCGCUGCCCUGGGCCCGGUGCAUGGGCUCCUGACCGAGGUGGCUGGCCUGUAUGCCGAGGCUGCCGACACGCUGCCCGGCCUGGGGCCGGAGCUGCGCGACCUGCGCGCCGCCCUGGCCACCACCGCGGCCGAGCCCCCCCAGCAAGACACCUCCCUCUUGGCCGGGGCCGAUGGCAUCCAUCUUGACACCGGCGACGCCGCGCUGGAGGCCGACUUCGCUGCCCUGCUGGCCGAGGCCGCGGCCCUGGCCGAGGGCUGGGCCCGGGAUCCCCUUGCCUGGACCGCUUCGUCGGGCGACGCCCUGAUGGCCGAUGCCGAGGCGGCGGCCCCGGAGCAUGGCGCUCAUGCGGCUGACAACGACGGUGACGAGGACGACGACGCUGACGACAAGGAAGCGGCCGCCCUGCUGGCGGCCCUCUCCGACGACGACGACGACGACGAGGCUACCGAUGGCGAUGCGGCCCUUUCGCAGGAUGCCGCCACCCCCGCGGCGGUGGUGCCCGGCGAGGUGGUGGUGGAUGUGACCGACCAGUCGGCCAUUGCCCUGCAUGCGCACUACCUGGCGGCCUUCCGCCUGGCCGCUGUGCCGCCGGGCUCGGCCGAGGAUGGUGCGGAUGACGACAACACGGAGGACCCGGCAGCCCUGUCGGCUGUGGGGUCCCCCUCGCUGCCGGCGCGCCUGUUGGGCCUGGUGCCGCGCCUGCGCGCGGCCCUGCUCUCGGGCCAGCUGUCGGCCGACCGGGCCGGGGCCAUGCUCGGUGACUUGCACCGGCAGACCGGGGCCCUGACGGCCGCCGGGCUGUCGCUGCUCGGGGACUUUGUGCUCUUCCACCGCGGCACGGCCAAGGCCCUGCUGCUGCUGGGCCGGCUGUUUGCCACGCUGAUUGCCAGCGGCCUGUGUGCCCCGGCCGAGGUGCAAACCGACAACGACGGUGCCGAGGCCGGUGGCGAUGGCGAUGGCCAGUUCAGUGUCGAGGAUGGCACUGGCAUGGCCGACGGCGAGCAGGGCCAGCAGGAUGUGUCCGAGCAAAUCCAAGACGAAUCCCAGGUCGAAGGCCUGAAGGGCGACGAGGAGAAGCAGGACCCGGCCGAGCAGGACCGCGAGUUGGAGGACGAAGAGCAUGGCAUCGAAAUGACCGAGGACUUUGAUGGGCGCCUGCAUGAUGGCCCGGACCGCACCGAGGCCGGGUCCGACAUUGACUCGCAGUCCGAGGAGUCGGACGACGACCAGGACAUGGAAGAUCGCGAGGGCGAGGCCAGCGGUGACAUCGAGAACAUCGAUGAGGAAAAGCAGAACUUCGGCGAGCAGGAGGACGACCGCGAUGUGCGGGAUCUGUCCGACGCCGAGGGCGGCCAGGGCCAGCCCGAGGGCGAGUCCGAGGUGGUCGCCGACGAGUCGGGCCGCGAGCCGGAAAGCAAGGACCGCAAUGAUGAGGACCGCCGCGAGGAUGAGGACCAGCCCCGGCCGGCGCCGGAGGACGAGGCCGAGGAUGACUCGGACCCGGACUCCGAGCCGGAGGACUUCCCCGAAGCCAAGCACUACGAGGACCUGGAGGAUGACAAUGCCCCGCGCGGUGGCGAGCCGGAUCCCGGCCUGGACAACUCCGACGACGAGGCGGCCGGCGAUCCGGACCUGCCGGAUGACCUGAAUCUCGAUGGCGGCGAGCAGCUCGGCGAUGAUGACGAGGACCUGGCCGGUGACGAUGAGUCGGGCCAGCCGCCGGAGCAUGGUGACAAUCCGGAUGACGAUGGCCCGGACGACGAGGCCAUCGACCCGGAGAAGGGCACCGCCGCCGAGGACGACACCCCCAUGGAGCAGGACGACCCGGGCCAGGAUGCCGACAAUGAGGACGACCCUGCCAACAAGCCGGACGGUGCGGCUGGCGGCCCGGAGGAUGAGACCCCCGCUCCGAUGGAGGAGGACGCCGAAGCCGGUGAUGACCAGCCGCAGGAGGAGGAUCUCGACCAGUCGGACAACCAGCCGAAGGGCCGGCCUUCGGAUGCGCAGGACCCGGCGUCGCUGCGUGGCCCGGAGGGUGCCCAGGUUUCCAGCACCGGAGCCGGGGCCGCCGAGGAGGACGACCAGGCCGAGCCCGAGCCCCGGGAUACCCCGCUGUCGGGGGCCCCGCCGGAUGAUGCGCCGCCCGAUGCGGCGCCCCCGAGCGCCAGCCACCAGCAGGACCGCCAUGGCCGGCAGGUGGCUCAGCAGCAGCAGCUGCGCCCGGAGGAGGGCGCCGGCGCGCCGGAUGCCGGGCCCCAGCAGCCGGAUGACGGGUCCCAGCCCCAGCGGCCGGACAUGCCGAACCCGGCCCGGUCACUGGCCGACGCGCUGAACCGCUGGUCCAAGCGCCUGAAUGAGCUGGAGCGGCCGGACCUUGCCCCGCCCGGGGACAAGGAGGCCGAGGUGCCCGACCGCCGGGAGGCCGACGCCGAGCGCCUCGAUCCGGACCUGGCGCCGGAGCUGAUGGAGCACGUUCGCGAUGAUGAGCAGGCCGACACCACGGCCCUCGGCGCGGCGACCGACGAGCAGCUGGCCCAGCAGCGCCAGCAGCAGCCCCCGGCCGCGCCGGAGUCCGAAGAUGGCUCGCCGACGGCCCCGCCGCCGGCCGCCAUGGGCAUCAUCGAUGAUGAGAGCCCCACCGCCCCGGAGGAGGACGCCGCCCACGGCAUGGAGGCCGAGGAUCCGGCCGCCGCCGAGCAGCCGCCCUCCGAGGCCGAGGUGGCCGAUGAGGCGCCGCUCGAGCGCCUGGACCCCUCGGUCCAGGUGGCCUCGCAGCAGCCGCAGCAGCAAUCGUCGCAGUCCGGUGGCGCCGACACGGAUCCCACGUCGACCAACAAUGCGGCCGGGGCCCCGCCCUCGGCCGAUGACGCUGGCCCCGAGGACGGGCAGGACGACGACGCCAUGGACGUGGAUUUGGCCCCGGAGGAGCAGGCCCCGGAGCACCUUGCCGGGCGGCAGACCGCCAUCGGCGGUGAGGAUGCCCCCUCGGGCACUGACUCCGACUCGGGUGACGAUGCCGACCGGAAGAUGGACGACGCCGACACCGAGCACCGGCGUGGCUUGGCCGACGAGUAUAUCCGCCGGCCGGAGACCGCCGAGGAGCUGGAGGCCCUGCGCCUGGAGGUGGACCGGACCCUGGAGGCUUUCCAUGCCGGUGGGGCCGGCGGCCCGGAGGCCGAUGCCGACGCCGCGCGCCGGCUGUGGCUGGAUGUGGCCGCCUGCGUGGCGGACCUGUCGGCCGACCUGACCGAGCAAUUGCGCCUGGUCCUGGAGCCGACGCUGGCCACCAAGCUGCGCGGGGACUACCGCACCGGCAAGCGGCUGAACAUGCGCCGGAUCAUCCCGUACAUCGCGUCGCAGUUCCGCCAGGACAAGAUCUGGCUCCGGCGCACGCGCCCCGCGCGCCGGGCCUACCAGGUGGUCAUUGCGGUGGACGACUCGCAGUCCAUGCGUGAGGCGGGUGCCGCGCGCACCGCCCUCGAGACGGUGGCCCUGCUGGCGGACGCCCUGCAGCGCCUGGAAAUCGCCGGGCUCGGCAUCCUCGGCUUCGGCGAGCAGACCAACAUCCUGCACCAGGGCAUUGCCGGGCUGCUGGGCAGCUCGUCGCAGCCCUUCGGCCCGGAGGCCGGUGCCCAGGUGGUCGGUCGGCUGACCUUCCGCCAGGGCAAGACCUAUGUGGCGUCGCUGCUUGGCCAGCUGCGCGUCAUGCUGGCCGAGGCCCGCGCGGCCCAGGGUGCCAGCGCCGGCGACACCUGGCAGCUGGCUCUCAUCGUGUCCGAUGGUGCCCUGCUGGAUGAUGCCCGGCUGGAGCUGGCCCGCCAUGCGCGCCUGGCCGCCGCCGAGCGCAUCAUGGUUGUCCUGCUGGCCAUCGACCGCCGGGAGCAGUCUCUGUCCGACCUGCGCCAGGUGGAGUAUGUCAAUGGCCGCAUGACCAUGACCCGGUACCUGGAGGACUUCCCCUUCGAGUACUAUGUCCUGGUGCGCGAUGUGGCUCAGCUUCCGUCUGUCCUGGCUGGUGCUCUGCGCCAGUGGUUCGAGCUUGCCAGCAAUUCCGGCGCCUCCUCCUACUCGGCCUGA